AUGGGUCACCUCCAUUUUGCACUGGCUUUCUCUCUUCUGCUUCUACUCACAAAUGUCUCAGCUGCACCACCAUUACCCUCCACCAUCUCACCUGCAAAAAUCGUUAAUGGGUUUCUCUCAAAUGCUGUUCCUGCUUUCACCAAAUGGGUUUUCUCUCUCAAACCAACCACCAAAAAAGCGGUUGCUGGGAAGUCAAUGAUGAAAUUUGAGAGUGGAUACACUGUGGAAACUGUCUUUGAUGGAAGCAAGCUUGGAAUUGAGCCUUAUGCAGUUGAGGUCUUGUCUAAUGGAGAGCUUCUGGUUCUGGAUUCGGCUAAUAGUAACAUUUAUAAGAUCUCAUCUUCACUUUCUUUGUAUAGCAGACCAAAACUAGUAGCAGGAUCGGCGGAAGGAUAUUCAGGGCAUGUUGAUGGAAGAUUAAGAGAGGCUAGGAUGAACCAUCCAAAGGGGAUUACAGUUGAUGACCGAGGAAAUAUCUAUGUUGCAGAUAUUAUGAAUAUGGCAAUUAGGAAAAUUAGCGAUUCAGGCGUCACAACAAUUGCGGGAGGUAAAUUAAGCCGUGGAGGUGGCCAUGUUGAUGGACCAAGUGAAGAGGCUAAAUUCUCUAAUGACUUUGAUGUGGUCUAUGUGGGAAGUAGUUGUUCCCUACUUGUUAUUGACAGGGGAAACCAAGCCAUUCGGGAGAUCCAACUGCGCUUUGAUGACUGUGCUUAUCAAUACGAAAGUGGAUUUCCACUUGGAAUUGCAAUGCUUGUUGGAGCUGGCUUCUUUGGUUAUAUGCUGGCAUUGCUGCAGCGUCGACUAAGUACAAUUGUCGCAUCUCAAGAUGUGACUCAUGCUGAGGGCCAAGUAAUGUCAGACAUUUCACCGAGUCCAUACCAAAAGCCGUUGAAAUAUGUAAGGCCUCCUUUGAUUCCAUCUGAAGAUGAAUCUUAUAAGCAAGAAGAAGGUCUAUUUGGAUCCAUUGGGAAGCUUCUUACCAAUGCUGGGGCAUCAGUAGUGGAAAUAAUGGGUUUCAAGAAAAAACCGCAAGGCUAUGAAUUUCAAAGCCAACCCUUAUUUCAUCAACCUGAAAAGCAAGUAAAUGGUUGGCCUGUGCAAGAAAGUUUUGUAAUUCCAAAUGAAGACGAGCCCCCUUCUAUUGACCCGAGAACUCCAACCCCUAAGAAAACAUAUCCUUUCAUGUCAAAAGAUGCUGAAAAAAUGCAACAACUCUGGCAAGGUCGAGCUUUCUAUAAUGGAUGGGACGGCAAUCUUCAGCAACAACAACAACAACAGCAGCAACCAAAACAUCUCUAUAGUGGAUGGGAAGGUGAUCUUCAGCAGCAUCAACAACAACAACAACAACAACAACAAAAACAUCUGUACAAUGGAUGGGAUGGAGAUCUUCAGCAGCAACAACUGCAAAAACAUCAUUUUCGUCAUCAGUAUCAUUCAUCAGUCUCUCACACCUACUAUGAGCAAAGUCGCGAAGAAACCAAUGAGAUAGUAUUUGGUGCAGUGCAGGAACAGGAUAAGGAGUCUGCAGUUAUCAAGCCUCUGGAUUAUGGCGAUUCUCUCUAUGAUCAUCACAAUAUGCGGUCUCGAAUCAGUUCCAUUGGUUAUAUCCAGAAGUACUGA
Vicia faba (fava bean) is the source of this 1620-nucleotide messenger RNA. The record is from the annotation of a GenBank genome assembly. NCBI's taxonomy places the organism in Eukaryota, Viridiplantae, Streptophyta, Magnoliopsida, Fabales, Fabaceae.